This is a messenger RNA of Fragaria vesca subsp. vesca, 1455 nucleotides long. RefSeq lists its product as uncharacterized. The coding region runs from base 138 to 1196 and encodes 352 amino acids. NCBI's taxonomy places the organism in Eukaryota, Viridiplantae, Streptophyta, Magnoliopsida, Rosales, Rosaceae. The record is from RefSeq and is a predicted model, not a curated record. The transcript is spliced from 3 exons.
GGCUCUGGUGCUCGAUUCUGAUCUGAAUGUGCUGAUUUCCACUUGCGUAGAUUUGAUUGAUUUGGUUUCUAGAGUUCGUGACUCCCCGAUUCUCUCGUUGCAAGAUCCAAUGAUGAUGGCUAUAAAUCCUCCAGGAUAUGACGUUAAUCUUGAAGGCCAUGUUCGAUACGUCAUGUAUGAAUUCUUCCCAGGGCAAGGUACCUUCACAACCGCUCAAGAGUUUGAAAAUGUCGAUGAUGCUAAGAGACUACGAUGUUCAGAACAGCCAUGACUCAAGUUAUCUCAUGCCCAUCGACCUAUGUGAGAAACACGAAGACGAGCAUGUUCUGAUCUUCCCAAAACUUAUGAGGCCGUUUGGUAUCUGGGUGAAAGAACAUGCUGAAGGUGAAGUUACAGACGCCGAUAUGUGGGUGUUACUGAAGAAGAUUGGACAAAGCAUGAGGUACUUGUCGUCGAAACGAGCUCACGGCAAUCUCCGUAGAGGCAUAGGAGUAACAGCGCAGGUUGGAAGUUACUUUUUUAAUCUGGGUGAUGCUAGACACUCUGGGAGGUACUGCAAAGACUUCAAGGAGUUGCAUCGUUUGCUUAGAAGGAUUUUGCCUAGCUUGGCGGACCCUUCCAUAAAAAGAAAGGUUGAGAUGUGGGCUACAUUUCUGUCAGAAAGUUGUUUGCAGGAUUCUGCCUGUCGUAAUCCGAACCAUGUUAGGUUGAUAGCGAAUUAUCCGAGCUCCUGUGACAUUGAUGAGCACCUCCAGUUCUUGGCCAAUAUGAAUAGCCUAUGCUCAAUUAAGUACAUGGAAGGCAAUUUGUUAAGAAACAGAGCUUUUAAAAAACAUCUCAUGGGUUUUUAUUCUCAGUGGAACCAAUGCUUUAUUUCUGGUCAAAAUACUGGAGGUUUAAACUUGGUGUAUCAACACGGUCGUCGUCGAGGAAAGUAUGUGGACAGGUCUGGGAUACUAUGCGUGCCGAGCAUUGUUAUAUUUGCCCAGAGUGCUAUUGAACGCUACAUGCAGAGGGCAGAAAAAUAUAACAUUAAACACAAAUCAGAAAAUCCUCAGCACCCUGACCAUAUCAACCCAUAUCUUCUUUCCAGUGAAAUCCUUGCCGAAUUGGAGAUAGAGUUUCCUCAUUUGAUCGAGAACAUCUAUGGAGCAUAUUACAAAGCUGUAGCAAAGGGCUAUAAACAUACCAGCUAGUCAGCUACACUAUUGAGCAAGUAUUAACCGUACCAUGUUAAGAGGUAGUACACACUUCUACCGAUGAAAGCUUUUCACGAAAGAAAGAGAACAAGGGAAGGUCAGAAGAGGCUCUAGAAAUUAAGAAAUUUUUGGAUGGAUUCUGAAGAGUAUGCAGCCAUCUCUGUUGUAACAUCUUGGAUCCUUAAAAUUUCUGUUGAGAGUUGAAAUCUAUGUUUGGAUGCUUUAACAAACAUGAUAGUCAUGUCUUCCUUGGACU